UUUUUUCAAAACCUUUAUCUUUAUAAUAUAAUAUUAAACAGUGAUAAUGUUAUCGCCACAAGAGCAACAAAUUGGGAUAUGUUUAUUAAAAUUCAAUUUAGAAGAUAUUGAAAAUGAACUAGUUGUACAGAGAUCAGCAUUGCCCGCGUUAGAUGCCGAAAACGAACAAAAGUACCGCGAAACAAUGACAGUGCUGAAAGUUGCACGCUCACUGAACAAUGAGACAGAACGAUUGAAGUUGGAAAACGUGAGAUUAACUGCUAAGCGGAUGCAACUCAAACGACAGUGUGAAGAUAUAAGUAAGUCCCUUGAAACCGCGCAAACAAAUCGAAAUCAUUUAAAAGAAUUGAUAAUGGACGAAGAAAAUGAAACUGAGAAACUCAUCCGUCAAUAUGAAGAUUCGUUGCGUGAAAAAGCGGAUCGCUUCAGAAAUACUCGGGGAUAUUAUAAUGAAGACGAAGUAACUUCUGAAUACAAUAAUGUCAUCAGUUCAUUGAACGAUCUUCAGCUGCAACACGACGAAUUGAAGAGUACGGUUGAAGAACUUAAGAGACAGCUUCAGGCCAUAGUUCCUGAAAUUCCUGAUGAUAUUCUAAAUAUUGUAGGAAAAACUGAACUAGCAGAGAAAAUAAAAGAGUUAACAGAAAAAUGCGCAACGCUCACAGAACAUCGGAAUCAACAACGUAGCCUGCAAAAAGAUCCUAUUCAGUCCAUUCUCUUGAAAUUUUAA
Bombyx mandarina (wild silkworm) is the source of this 730-nucleotide messenger RNA. RefSeq lists its product as uncharacterized. The record is from RefSeq and is a predicted model, not a curated record. NCBI's taxonomy places the organism in Eukaryota, Metazoa, Arthropoda, Insecta, Lepidoptera, Bombycidae.